This is a messenger RNA of Tauraco erythrolophus (red-crested turaco), 1140 nucleotides long. The record is from RefSeq and is a predicted model, not a curated record. Lineage: Eukaryota; Metazoa; Chordata; Aves; Musophagiformes; Musophagidae.
GCUACUACGGCCCCCCGCAUCCCGUCCACACGGCUGGCCCUGCACCACUUCGACGUGAACUACAGCCUGCAGCUGAAGGACCUGUGGCCCUCCGUGCGCGCCGGCCUGCUCUGCGAGCAGAAGUACGGUGCCCUCCUCAACAACUUCUCUCCCGUCGACCAUGUUGCCCAAGAGCUGGAGCUGCUGAACGCCACCGAUUUUGUUUCCGAAGCCCCCAAAAAGGCGCAGCGAUCGCAGUGGGGUGCAGCUGCGGAGGAAGCGGGGAGAGGGGAAAGCAGGGCCCAGGAGGGAUCUGGCGAGGGCAGGGCAGGGAUGCAGGCAGAGACGACGACACAGGCGGAGAUGUCACCGCCGCUCCGAGCCUCCAUCAGCUCCAACAUCAAGUGUUACACGUUCCCCAGGGGUGACAUCACGCGCUUUCGCCCUGCACGGCCAGAUGCUCUGGGACUCCUUGACUAUUAUCUCAUGGAUGCAGCUUCUCUCCUGCCCGUCCUGGCACUUAAUGUGCAGCCAGAUGACUUGGUCCUCGACCUGUGUGCGGCUCCGGGUGGCAAGACUCUGGCUCUGCUGCAGACUGGGGUUUGUGGGCAUCUAGCAGCCAACGACAUCUCUAUUUCCCGGACAAAGAGGCUGUACCACAUUCUCCAUAGCUAUAUUCCCAAAGAAAUCAGGGAAACUGUGAGUGUCACGUCCUGCGAUGGAAGGGACUGGGAGGAGCUGGAAGGUGGCACUUUCCACAAGGUCCUGGUGGAUGUGCCCUGCACGACGGACAGGCACUCUGUCAUGGAGGAGGACAACAACAUCUUCCACAGGAGACGAACCAAGGAGCGUCAGAUGUUGCCCAUGCUGCAGCUGCAGCUGCUGAUGGCUGGGAUCCUCGCUACCAAGCCGGGAGGAGAGGUGGUGUAUUCUACGUGCUCCCUCUCCCCGUUGCAGAACGAGUACGUGAUUGAGAGAGCGGUAGAAAUUGCAGAAACUCAGUUUAACAUCAGUAUCCACAUUGAGGACUUGAGCCACUUUCGGAUGCUCUUCCAGGACACUUUUUCCUUCUUCUCGGAUUGCCGGCUGGGGGAGCUCGUUCUGCCGCACCUCACAGCCAACUUCGGACCUAUGUAUUUCUGCAAAUUACGUCGGAUGUAG